Messenger RNA from Prosopis cineraria, 1736 nucleotides. Its product is annotated as probable arabinosyltransferase ARAD1. Lineage: Eukaryota; Viridiplantae; Streptophyta; Magnoliopsida; Fabales; Fabaceae. The record is from RefSeq and is a predicted model, not a curated record. Gene Ontology annotation, molecular function: glycosyltransferase activity. Bases 148 to 1512 code for a protein of 454 amino acids. The transcript has 3 exons.
CCAGAUCAACUGAACAGCAGAGGUACUUCUCUUCACUCCCUGCGCACAUUAUCCAAGUGCGCCGUGUGGUCGAUCACGACUUGGCUAGCCAACCUGCCCAACUCGCUCCUUUUCAUCUUCUUUCAUCGCGCGAUCACUGUUUUCGCAAUGGCGCGAAAAUCGGCUCUGCAGCAAACCCUUGUCACCUUCUUCGUCGCUUUGGUCACUUUUGCUCUUUUCAGCACCUUGUUCAAUCCCACCACCGUCACCAAUUCCUCCGCCAAACUCGACGACACCGACUUCUCGUUGAAUUCUGCUAAAUCUGCUUCCGUCGUGCUCCGCGAGAGCAAUGAUUACGCCGGGAAUUCGCCUGUCAAAGUCUACGUAUAUGAUCUUCCCACCAGGUUCACUUAUGGAGUCAUCAAGCAACAUUCCUUGGCCCGUGGCGGUAGACCUGUCGAUGACUCGACCACUCUCAAGUACCCCGGUCAUCAGCACAUGUCAGAAUGGUACCUUUACUCUGAUCUUAUGCGGCCCCAGUCCGAGCGCGCUGGUUCACCUGUUGUCAGGGUAUUGGAUCCUGAGGAGGCGGACCUGUUCUUUGUGCCGUUCUUCUCUUCUCUGAGUUUGAUUGUGAACCCGAUUCGCCCCUCUGCUACGACGGACGCUGAGAAGCCUGUUUAUAGCGACGAGGAGAAUCAGGAGCUGUUGGUGGAGUGGCUGGAUGAGCAGGAGUAUUGGCAAAGGAAUGAUGGAAGAGACCAUGUGUUUGCCGCUUCAGAUCCGAAUGCGCUUUACCGGGUGAUCGAUAGGGUAAAGAACAGUGUGCUGCUUGUUUCGGAUUUUGGGCGCCUGCGACCGGACCAAGGAUCCAUUGUUAAGGACGUCGUAAUACCAUACUCUCACCGAAUCAGAGUGUAUGAUGGAGAUGUUGGUCUCGACAAUCGCAAUACGUUGUUAUUUUUCAUGGGCAACAGAUAUCGCAAGGAGGGAGGCAAAAUUCGUGAUACACUCUUUCAAAUUCUUGAAAAAGAAAAGGAUGUCAUAAUAAAGCAUGGAGCACAGUCCAGAGAGAGUAGACGGGCGGCUUCACAAGGAAUGCACACAUCAAAGUUCUGUUUACACCCUGCUGGAGAUACCCCGUCAGCUUGCCGACUCUUUGAUGCUAUUGUUAGCUUGUGCGUUCCAGUGAUUGUUAGUGAUAGCAUUGAAUUGCCAUUUGAAGAUACUAUAGACUACAGAAAAAUUGCAAUAUUUGUAGAAUCUACUGCUGCUAUAAGGCCCGGGUACUUGGUGUCAGCAUUGAGAGCAAUUACUCCAGAUAGGAUUCUUGAAUAUCAGAAAGAACUAAAAGAGGUGAAGCGAUACUUUCAAUAUGCGGAGCCAGAUGGAACAGUUAAUGAAAUCUGGAGACAAGUUUCAAAAAAGCUACCCUUGAUCAAACUGAUGAUAAAUCGUGAUAAAAGGCUGGUCAGAAAGGAUCCUGACUGCUCUUGUGUAUGUACAAACCGGACUGCAAUUAGUACUCUAUAGCUCUUUGAUGAGUGUAUAUUUUAUUUUCACUCUGGGGGGGCUAGCUCACUAGUCAAGGGACUAGUUCACCAUAUUUCAAGAUUCCUGGCACGUUUUGUGGUAGAUGCCACCAUACGAAAAUACAUUUUCGUUGUUAGAUGAGGCAUAGAAGACACAAUUUGAUAAUUGAUUGUACCUUCAUUUGUACAGGAUAGAAUAUAAAUCAAUUUGACUAUUAUUUUUAA